Messenger RNA from Stegodyphus dumicola, 1431 nucleotides. Its product is annotated as deoxyribose-phosphate aldolase-like. The record is from RefSeq and is a predicted model, not a curated record. Gene Ontology annotation, cellular component: cytoplasm. Gene Ontology annotation, biological process: carbohydrate catabolic process; deoxyribonucleotide catabolic process. NCBI's taxonomy places the organism in Eukaryota, Metazoa, Arthropoda, Arachnida, Araneae, Eresidae. Gene Ontology annotation, molecular function: deoxyribose-phosphate aldolase activity.
AGUAACAAUUGAUUUCUUACUUUUCAUGAAAAUUAUAAAACGAAUUACCUAAUCCAAAUGGGAAUAUCCAAAUGGCACUGCAGGAUUUAAGAAUUUCGGUCAAACAGAGAAAAAGCUAUACGAAGUGCAGAAUCUGUUUUGAGAACGAUUACGUUGAGUUUGUUAUAGUAUCGAAGUUGGUAUUAAAUUUUCACAGUAUUUCUGUUGAAAUGAAUCCAACAGGCGCAAUAAAUAAUGGAAUCGACUUCGAUGUCUGUGUAAAGUUAUGGUCCAAUUUUAAAGAUACAACAGUAAAUAUGGGCGGUGUUGAAGAAAGUGUUGUUAAACUGCUUGCAAGAAGGGGCUUGAGCACUGAUUGUCAAAUAGUUUCACUAUUAAGAGCAGUCACUUGUCUUGAUUUGACAUCUUUAAGUGGUGAUGAUACUAAAGAAAGUGUUUACCAGUUAUGUACCAGAGCGCUAAAUCCUAUUAAUAAAGAUUUGCUGAUAAACUUAGGAAUGGGAACAGAAAAACUUACUGUUGGUUCUGUUUGUGUGUACCCUUCUCGAGUUGCAGAAUGUGCACAAGCCUUGGCAUCACUAGGACAUAAAUUACCUAUUGCUGCUGUUUCUGGCUGUUUUCCAAGUGGUCAAGGUCAUAUGUCUGUAAAAUGUGAGGAAAUCAAAAGUAGCAUAGCUGAAGGUGCUACAGAAAUUGAUGCUGUGAUAUGCCGUAAUUCAGUCCUUCAUGGAGAAUGGGAAGAACUUUAUGCAGAGAUAUGCAAAAUGAAAAAAGCAUGUGGGAUACUGCAAAUACUUGCAUUUUUAGGAGCUGAUUUUAUAAAGACAUCUACGGGCAAAGAAACAGUGAAUGCUACAUUACCUGUUGGGACUGUCAUGGCAAGAGCUAUUCAUGAUUAUUUUGAUGAAACUGGAUGUCAGAUUGGUUUUAAACCGGCUGGAGGAAUUAGGACAGCAAAAGAUGUUUAUUCAUGGCAAGCACUUAUGGAAUAUGAACUGAAUGAUGAAUGGCUUACUUCCUCUUUAUUUCGUAUUGGUGCAAGUGGUUUGUUAGAUGACAUAGAAGAAAAUCUGUUUCGGCUUGCCACUAAAACCUGUGUGAAGAAUCCUUUAGUUUCUUAUGUACAUUGUCCAGAAAUAUAUGGGUAAUUUUGUGAGAUAUAUGUAGAUGUUUUGAAGAAUUAAAAAAGAAUGUGACAAUUGCUAUUCUAUUUGAAAUAUUUAUGAUACUUACUUGAGGUAAAAUGGUAAUAAAUUGAAUGUAGUGUCUUUAACUGUACUUCACAGAAAUCCAUCUGUUUAACUGUUUUUUGUUGCACAGCAUGAAGGAGGACUUCAAAUGCUAACAAAUUCUCUCCUUUCUUGUUAUCUGCUGUAUUUUGAUUUGUAAAUAAUAUUUCUUUACAUAAUAAAUUAUGUAUCUAAAAUGUUA